Molecule: messenger RNA, 1529 nt
Organism: Tachysurus fulvidraco (yellow catfish)
Lineage: Eukaryota; Metazoa; Chordata; Actinopteri; Siluriformes; Bagridae
Product: E3 ubiquitin-protein ligase TRIM35-like
Exons: 6
Coding region: 18-953 (311 amino acids)
Molecular function (GO): zinc ion binding
Source: RefSeq, a predicted model, not a curated record
AAGCCGAGGAAGCCGCCAUGGGUUCACCACGCCAUGGGUUCACCGACCUGGAAGAAAACCUGAAAUGCUCUAUUUGUUUGGGAAUCUUUAAGGAUCCAGUGGUUCUGCGCUGUAGUCACAGUUUCUGUAAGGAUUGUGUUGAGCUACACUGGCAUUUGAAGGUGGUGAAGGAAUGUCCAAUCUGCAGAUAUGUUACAAAUCGCUCUCCACUGAAGAAUCUGGCUCUUAAGAGUGUGUGCGAGUGUUUUGUGGAGGAGAAGAGACGCAGGAUUUCAACCGAAUAUGAAGGUUUGCUCUGUGUGGUCCAUGGUUUAAAGCAUGAGCUCUUCUGCACAGAUGACCAGAAGCUGGUGUGUAUGAAAUGUGUGUCUCAGGAACAUCAAGACCACAACUUUUGUGCCAUCAAAAAAGCAGCUGAGGACCACAAGAAUAAACUUCAGAAUCCUUUAAAGGAGCUUGAGAACAAGCUGAACACUCUAAAUUCCAAAAGGAUCACCUUUUCCCACACAGACACAGAACUCCAGUCUCAGGGCCAGCAGACUGAGAUGCAGAUAAAGAAGGAGUUUAAGAUGCUUAAUCACUUCCUCAUAAAGGAAGAAGAGGCUCGAAUAUCUGCACUGAGAGAUGAACAGAAGAGGAAGACAGAGAUGAUUAUGGAGAAGAUUGCAGAAGUUGACAGACAGAAAACUGUUUUAUCUCAACAAAUCCAAAAUAUUAAUGAUGACCUAAAUCAGGACGAGAGUCUUUUCUUACACAACUUUAGAGAAACAGAGGAGAGACUUAAGCACACACUACCAGAAAUAAAUCUUGGCUCAGGUGCUAUGAUCGACGUGGCUAAACACACCAGGAAUCUGCGAUCCGAAGUGUGUGCGAAGAUGAAUGGGUCUUUAGUAAUACGGGAGAGUUUUCAGAGAAAGGAGAUAAGAUCCAGUAAUUCUGAACCCAAAUAUUAAAACAGCUGACCUCCGUUCAGUACCGGCUUUUGAACUCUCCAGAAAUACGCCUCUGCAGAAUUCUGGAAUCAGGGGUACUUUCACGUUUGGAAGCCAAGGAAGCCUGUGAUCAUUGGGCUGUGGGAGUUGUUACUGAAACGGCAAACACUAUCCAGCUCUACAUUCGUCAUCGCUUGUAUUAACCGUACAUGUUCUUAGACCUUAGUAGCACCCAAGCUUAAGAAAGUGUGUGUUUUACUUGACAUGGAUAAACAACAGGGGGUUUUCAGUGAUCUUGACACUAGCAUCACAAUGAAAUCAUUCACAUAUAUAUUGGGACCUAUUGAGAAAAUGUAAAUGUAAAAUGUAAGCAAGACAAAAUAUAAAAGCUGGUGAAAGAAUAACAAAUUAUAAAUGUUUUGUAAAUUAUUAUUGUUGGAAAUUGCGGUGGUAAAAGUGAGAUUAAACACUUCAGGGUAGGAACAAAGACGAAAAACUGAAAUAAAACAGACGGUGCAGUCAUUCAGACUAAAGGUAGUGGUAUUAGAGUUAAGAAUCCUUGAGAAAUAUUAUUAAUAAAUGUUUUUUUUCCAUUAA